This is a messenger RNA of Osmerus eperlanus (European smelt), 1137 nucleotides long. RefSeq names its product methyltransferase like 26 (gene mettl26). The coding region runs from base 214 to 834 and encodes 206 amino acids. The record is from RefSeq and is a predicted model, not a curated record. The transcript has 6 exons. Lineage: Eukaryota; Metazoa; Chordata; Actinopteri; Osmeriformes; Osmeridae.
UCGAUUAAUAGCCAGCAUAGCACUAGAAACUGGAAAACACAACGCAUUCGGACUACUUCUGAAUAUGAAACGUAUAACCCCAGUGUUUCAAUAGCAAACAACGAACGAUUGCUGUUGUUACUGUACGUGCUGUGUAAGAUACCUGCAGUUCGGCUGGAGUGGUUGCAACGAUUAUAUCUUUCAGCGCGGCGAGUGUACCCGGGGUUUGACAAGAUGCUCAAUGCCGCUGCUGCUGAGAGGAACAAGGAGCCCAUUUUAGCGGUGCUGCGGGAGUGUGUGGACACGAAUAGACCAUUGAACGCUCUUGAGAUUUCCUCGGGUACUGGUCAACAUGUCACUCACUUCGCACAAUCCCUACGCAAUAUUCUAUGGCAGCCGUCAGAAUUUGAUCGGCAGUCCAUCGCCAGUAUAGAAGCGUACAGAGCACACUAUAACCUGGACAAUGUGAAGCCCGCCAUCCACCUCGAUGCCUCGCAGCCCAGUGAACACUGGGCUGGGAUCCAGCCCGAGUCUCUGGAUCUAGUCCUUAACAUCAACAUGAUCCACAUAUCUCCUAUGGCCUGCACAGAGGGGCUGUUUAAAGGAACGGGCGCCAUCCUAAAACCACAAGGGGUCCUGCUGACAUAUGGGCCCUAUGCGGUGAACGGGCGGAUCACCCCUCAGAGCAACAUCGACUUUGACUGCAGUCUCAGGCAACGGUGCCCUGACUGGGGUCUCAGAGAUGUCUCCCUGCUCAGUUCCUUGGCACAGAAGAGUGGCCUGUUCCUGGAGAAAGUGGUCGACAUGCCUGCCAACAACAAGUGUCUUCUGUUCCGGAAGGAAAGCUUGGUGUGAAGAAUCUGCUAUUAUUCCUUCUGUUGAUGCCACCUCAAUCUGAGAUUCUAUUCCAGCUAAUCACCAUGCAUUACUAUGUCACUUCCUGAUCAGGAUGACCAAGAAUGAACAUUUGACCAGUUCUUUAAACUAACUUGACCUAUGACUUUAUCCCUAUCCACUCUAGUUCAGUUUGGUCCCAAUAUCCUCCAUUCCGUAGUAUUCACAUUUCACAGAAUACACUUGUGCACAGAUUUUAUACUUUGUAUAACUUCAAACUGUAUGGCUCACUCUUGUGCUUGAAUAAAAAUGAACACAAACAAG